Messenger RNA from Aspergillus clavatus NRRL 1, 1908 nucleotides. Its product is annotated as PX and BAR domain-containing protein. The transcript has 6 exons. Bases 1 to 1908 code for a protein of 635 amino acids. Gene Ontology annotation, biological process: retrograde transport, endosome to Golgi. Lineage: Eukaryota; Fungi; Ascomycota; Eurotiomycetes; Eurotiales; Aspergillaceae. The record is from RefSeq and is a predicted model, not a curated record. Gene Ontology annotation, molecular function: phosphatidylinositol binding.
AUGUGGAACGACGAGGAUAAUAAUCCAUACGGCGCAUUUGAUAACGAGGCUCGUCUCUCGGAAUCAUUGCAGUCAGCAGCCAUUUCCCCUCCUCUCUUCGAUCACGAACACACCCCUCCCUCACCCUCCAGCCGAUCAUCCAGCCAGGGCCCGCCCGACUACAUAUCCCGACCACAGGAUCUGAGUGAUGAGGACGAUCAUGAAGACUACAGUGAUCAGCAGACCGGGCAAGGCUACCCCCGGAAAACCGUCUACGACAGUCGCAUUGAACAGCUACUUUACGAGAAUCCGGAGAUGCCGAUCCUCAUUACAGAUGCAGGAAAGAACCAUGAGGGCGGCGGAAGCUUCAUAGUAUACACAAUACGGACUGGAGAUCUGGAGGUCCGUCGACGCUACUCAGAAUUUGCUUCCCUGCGACAGACAUUGGUAAACCUACAUCCCACGCUUGUCAUCCCUCCAAUUCCAGAGAAACACACAAUGGCCGACUAUGCUGCCAAACCCACCAAAGCUAAGGAAGACACGGCGAUUAUUGAUCUGCGCAAGCGCAUGUUGGCGGUAUUUCUAAACCGGUGUCGUCGAAUGAAGGAAGUUCGAGAAGAUGGAGUCUGGUGGAGAUUCCUCGAUCCAAACGUCAGCUGGAGUGAGGUUCUCCAUUCACACCCUGCAUCAUCUGUGCCGAAAAACAACCUCAAGGCCCCUCCCCUCAAUCCGGCGAACCCCACAGCUGCUCAUGCCUGGCUACCAGUACCGUCUACCUCUGCGAAGCUCAAACCCUCACCUGGAGCUGCGAAUGCGGGCACAUCUAUGGACCGAGGGGAUGUGCCGGCCGCCAUACCUGGUCCUGAUGUGUUGGGUCGUUUCCCCCCAGAAACAAAGAAACUGAGUGAACAGGACCUCGAUCCCUACUUCAUCAACUUCGAAGCUUCCACUCGAGAACUUGAGUUGCUUUUGCAAGGGAAUAUUGAAAAGGUGAAUCGUCGUACGCUGUCGCAUCUGUCGACGCUCUCCGCGGAUCUGAUGGAACUGGGGGCUCGUUACAACGGGUUUUCCUUGUCUGAACAAUCGCCGACUGUUGCUACCGCUAUUGAGAGAGUGGGCCAAGCUGCAGAUACCUCGUACAUUGCAACCGAGGAGUUAUCGUCAUCUCUCAGCGCCAGCUUCGCGGAACCCAUGAGAGAGAGCGCACAAUUUGCCAGCAUCGUUCGCAGUGUGUUGCGCUACCGGGUUCUCAAGCGCGUACAGGAAGAGAUGACGCGCGAUGAGUUGGCUAAGAAAAAGACACUGCUGGAUUCCUUGGAAAGAAGCGAGCUCGAAGCCAAGCGUAUUGAGCAGUACCUCAACCGGACAUCACCUGGCUCGGCCGCCACAAGACCGCAACGCUCCUUGUCUGCCUCAUCGGCUACCAGUGCUCCCAGCAAUCGUGAUGGGCACGAAGAUGCGGCGUCAGCUGACUCUGAUUUUCCGCCGACCCAUGGAGAGCCGAUCGCAUCACCGUCGCAGGCGUCUCACACUUUGCCACCCCGGCGGCCUGAUCUGGGGCCAUCGUCUCCCCCAGCCCACCGCAAGUCAUCAAGCGGUACCUUUGUAGCGAACAAAAUUUUUGGUCGCAUCAGCCAUGCGGUGCACGGCUUUGUCGACGUCGAUCCGGAACGAACGCGACGGGAUCAGAUCGGGAAGACCAAAGAGAGUCUACUACAGUUGGAGCAAGCACUCGAGGUGUCUGAGAAAGAUGUCAAGGACGCAAGUGCUGGAGUUCUCCAGGAUCUCAAGCGGUUCCAAAAGGACAAGGAGGCUGAUCUACGGCGGUACAUGGUCGCAUACGCUCGCUGCCAUUUGGACUGGGCGCGAAAGAACAUGGAAACAUGGACCGAGGCCAAGGAUGAAGUGGACAAGAUUGUCGCUCGAUAG